Nematolebias whitei (Rio pearlfish) is the source of this 1839-nucleotide messenger RNA. Its product is annotated as sialic acid-binding Ig-like lectin 5. Lineage: Eukaryota; Metazoa; Chordata; Actinopteri; Cyprinodontiformes; Rivulidae. The record is from RefSeq and is a predicted model, not a curated record.
AUGUUUGUUCUAACCUGGAUCUUUGCGCUUUUGUCUGCAAGAGGCACUGAUGCUGAUGGAGGUGCAUCAGUCUGGAGAAAAAGCUGUUCUUUAAAUAAUUAUUGUGUUACGUUCAGUGAUGGAAUCAUAACUGCAAAGGCUGGACUCUGUGUUGUGAUACCGUGUUCUUUUACUACUGACAGACAAUUUACACCCAAACAUUUGAUCUGGUAUAAAUGUGAACCCUCCAAUGGAAAAUGUCAAUAUUAUCACAUAUUUGAUUCUGAAAACAGUGACAACGUUCAGGCUAAGUUCAAAGGACGAGUGUCCCUGUUGCAGCCUGACGUGAGUAAGAAGAACUGCAGCAUCAUGAUCAAUGAUCUUCUCCGGUCUGAUUCUGGAUCAUAUCAGCUCAGAGUUGUUGGAGUCUUAAAUAAUAAGACAAAUGGAUUAACAUACAGUGCAAAACCAUAUAUUUCUGUGACAGGUCUAAGUCAGAAACCCACAGUGAAAGUUCCUCCUCUGAUGGAGGGACAGAAGGCCACCCUGACCUGCACUGCUCCUGGUCUCUGCUCUGGAUCUCGUCCUGAAAUCACCUGGACGUGGAGAGGAACGAGAGAGAACCGCUCUCAGUUCACAGGAAACAUCAUUGACUUCCACACUGAGAAUCUGACUGCAGUCGCACAAAGACACAGCUCAACUCUGACCUUUGACCCUUCAUCUGAACACCACGGCACCAACGUUACCUGUAGGGUCAGCUUUGCACGUGACACAACUACAAAGACGACUGAAACUUUGCACGUGAUCUAUAAAAGGAAUCCUGAGAUUAUUGGAAAUACAGCUGUAAAAGAGGGUGAUCUUCUAAAACUGACCUGCAGAGUUGACAGUUUCCCUCCAUCAGUUGUCAAAUGGACCAAACACUCAGCUCGUGGAAUUCAUCUCCACAAUGAUACUGGAUCAGCUACUCUUAAAAUCACAAAUGUGACAACAGAAGAUUCUGGAGAGUACAUCUGUACAACAACGCACUUAAACACAAGUGCCCUUGCACAAGCUAAUGUAACAGUGAAUUGGAUUUCAAAGGUCCUAAAUGGUUCUGGAUGUGUUCUUCAAUCAAAGGUCCUGACCUGUGUGUGUACGUUUGAGGGGUUUCCUUUGCCCACCAUCAGAUGGCCUCUGCUGAAGGAUCGCACUGAGUACUCAAUCAUUACCACAGUGUCAAACAAGACGGUGAGCAGCACUGUUUCCCUGACUGGAGGAAAGCAUGGCAACAUGACUGUUGAAUGUUUCAGCAGCAAUGAAAUUGGUGAGGCAAAGGAAAACCUCAUGAUCAGGAACUUGUCAGGAAAAGAAGCGGUUCAGUCCAAAGCCUCUUCAGUUUCCUGGUUGCAGGUCAUUUCUGCAUUUUUGAUUGGGAUUCUCUUUUCAGCUAUCUGCUUUUGUUUGGUGCUAAAACGCGACAGGAAACUUCAAAAGCACUCUGAGUCUUUAGAUGACAAUAUGGAGAUGACGGUUGAAGAUUACUCAGUGAUCCAUGUGAGUCAAGCAGUACAAGAUGGUCAGUCCAAAUUUGAAGAAGGUGCUAUGAAUGGAGAUCCAGCUGAGCACAACAAUGGUUCAAAAGACUUGAUAUAUGCCAGCCUUGAUUAUUCCCUGUUGAACAGAAGGCCUGGAGUGGCAACAAUGAGAAGAGAGAACACAGAUACAGAAUAUGCAGAAGUUAAGGUGAAAGGAACAAGGGAAAUUGAUUUAGGAGAUUUGUUUUCUGAGGUGGAUUAUGGCACAAAAGACUGUCAAAAAGUGGAGGAAGACUCUGAGGAGGCAACGUAUGCCACUGUGAAGAGCUUAAAUGAUGAGAUCUGA